ACGAGGAAAGACUGAAGAAACUAAGAGUAAGCUCUGACUAUUUGGAUGUAUUUUACGAGGGAAAUAAAAAAACAUUCUUGGCUAGAAUUCGGUCUUUUUUUCCAGUAAAAUAAAGAAAGAAAUCAAAGAAAAAUACUUUAUCUUAAAUCGUAGUUAUUUUUUUACAGUAAUAACAUAAUAAUAUUAAUAAUAAUACACUUUAAUGUAGAUGUAGCCUAUUCUCCCAUAACAGUAAUCAUCUGUGGGAGAUUGUGACCUAACAGUGAGAUGUGGAUGUACAGUUGUCUCUGUGUACUUUUCGGUGUAGAAGUUAUCAUAACUACAGAUGCAAGCUCUGCCCAGAAGGAAGAGAAUCUGGCAUUAGGAGGUCGGGCUGUACAGUCAUCCACAGGAAUUGAUGGUUGGGAAGCAGCAAAUGCCAUUGACACUUCACCCUUCACCUGCACCCAUACUUACAGAUCUGAUAACCCCUGGUGGAGAGUGGAUCUUAUGGAUUCUUACUACAUCUCUACAGUUGUCAUCACUAACAGACCAGACUGCUGUCCAGAACGACUUGAUGGAGCAGAAAUACGUAUCGGAAACUCUUUGGAAAACAACGGCAAUAAUAAUUCAAGAUGUGCUGUGCUGUAUGGUGUGGGAUGGGGUCAGUCCGUAUCUGUGUCCUGUGCUGAGAUGAAUGGACAAUAUGUGAACGUCAUUAUACCUGGAAGUUCAAACGUUCUCAGUGUGUGCGAUGUACAGGUGUACAGACUAAAAGUCAUAAAAGGUGCCAUGAAGAUAAAAUUUACCUCCAGUCUCGAUAUGUCAGAUCCAGCACAGAGCAACAAAGUUCUUAAUGAGAUGAAGACUGCUCUGAUUUCUAAAGGAUUCUCCGUUUUCACAUUGACCUGGACAAAACUCCCUCAGAAGAUCAAACCGGAGACUAAGGGAAGGUCCACGUGCUAAGGGCAGGUACUGAAAGAACAGACAGUCUUUGGAGAAGGAAAGAAACAUGUUUUAUUGGUUGCUUUAUUUAUUUAAAUUAUUGAUGUUAUUUUCUUGAUGACUUGUAGUUAACAAAUGUUUAUAGAUUUGAGUAAAUAUAAAUGAUCAUGAAAUCCGUGUCUUCUGCACAUCAUGUUUUUCUAUUUCCUCUGAAAUGUCUGUAACAGAGUAUAGAGAUAAUCUGACAGAUUGUAUUUUCUGUUUAGAGCCUGAUAAUAUUAUAGUUUACUAAAUAUUUUUAUUAAUGAUCCCAAUGAUCCAAAUAUGAAUUGUGACUUUUCAGUUGUUUCUGUUCAGUAGUACUGGUUUGGAGUUUCAGAGCCAAUUGACAGAUGGGUUUUAGGUCUUAUCUUUUGGGUCAUAUGGGGUAUCACAAAUAAUUUGUAGGAACUUGAAUUUAGGUAUGUCCAGAAUUGAUUGGAGUUUUUGGAUGUGUAUUAGUUGGGGGUAUCUGCCUGGUUAAUUAAUUUCCUGCAUGUGUACAAUUAAAACAUGGUUUUCAAUAUAUUUUGAAGCAUCUAACCCCAUCCGUACCUUAAACCCAACGACUUCUCAACCAUAUAAAAUACAAGUAUAGUCAUGGGAAUGUAUUGCAUAAAUUGACCAAAUAAAAAAUAAUAUAAAAGUAUUACUCAUGUUGCAAACUGAAGCUAUACGAUAACUUUAUAUAUUAAGAACUCAGUGAACGCAGUCAAAUCAUAUUCAAAAAUAAACCUAAACAAUAGUUUGUCAAGACAGCCAAUAGCAUUUUACAUUUUAAGCUGACUUGAUAAUACAGUCUGUCGGAAAAUGCAGGAGAGCCAAUGCUUUUUCACGAUCAAAGAUGUCUUCUACUGGCAGCAGUUUUGGAACGAGUGCACACUUGAGAUUUACAGUUUCUCCUAUAAAUCAGUUUGUUGACCUUGGUACACUUGGUAUAUACUUUUUGAAAAAAAAAUUGUGACAGUUUUGGAUGCUGAGAUUUAUAUUAAAUAAUAAAUAAAUAUGUUAUUUGCCCUAAAUGCCUGAAAAGUGUAAUGUGUAAAAUAAAUACAAUUAAUCCUGGCGGUUUAGAUAAAAAAUCAUAUCCCAAAACUGUGUGCCUGGGAUGUUUUACAUAGUUUGUGUCGCACACAAUUUUCUCAAUAUUUACCAACCCUCAUGCCAUCCCAGAUAUAUAUGACUUACUUUUAUCAGCUGAACACAAUGGAAAUAUGCCAUCAUCUUACUGUACAUUCUUAUAACGGGCCGUGAUAAGACCUUUUGAGGGGCAUGUGCUGAAACUGAAAAAGGGCAACCAAAUAAAUAGCACAUAAUAAUCGUCUUAAAAUCUAUAUAUUUAUUCACUCUUAAUUAUUGAAAAAUUCACUAUUAAUGAAUGAAAAAUUACAUUUUAUGAUAGCAUGGCAUUAU
Misgurnus anguillicaudatus (oriental weatherfish) is the source of this 2376-nucleotide messenger RNA. The record is from RefSeq and is a predicted model, not a curated record. NCBI's taxonomy places the organism in Eukaryota, Metazoa, Chordata, Actinopteri, Cypriniformes, Cobitidae.